GCCACAACACUCCAGGAUUGCCAUCCUUUGCUCCCUUGAAAUCAGCGGUUCACCUGGAAGGAUGUGUCACCCUCUCCUGCCUGGAGGCUCCUAACUUUCGGCGUUUUACCACGACACCUCGGUUGUGCUCGCGACCAUUAUUUCUCGUAGUAAAACGCGCAGCCUCGCCUGUUGCAUCUGCGGGCACCUGAGUGCAGCUGUGCCACCUGCAGCUGACAGCUGCUCCUGUAGGCUACUCGGGGGCGGAGCCGGUCCUGAGGGGCUUAACGGCUUAACGAACUCCCUCUCAAAACUCUUUGCUGUGACGUGGCUCGCACUGGAGACCGAUUGAACAUCUGUUUGCCGGGUUAACAUUAAACAAAAUGGGAUCUGUUGAUACACCCUCCGUAGUGCCUUUAGACAAAUACAAAAAUGAUCCACUUCUCCAAAACCUUGUGGGGAAAUUCAAUGAAUCCUAUGGUGUCCCACCAACAUUUAUCGUUUGUGUCCCAGGAAGGGUGAACCUGAUUGGGGAGCACAUUGAUUAUUGUGGAUAUUCCGUGCUGCCUAUGGCUUUAGAACAACAUAUUUUAAUAGCAGGGAAGGCAACAGACGAUUCUACCAUAAAUCUUAUAAAUAUCAACCCAAAAUAUGCACCUUUCAAAGGAAACAUCAUGAGCUUGAGUUUUAAUACAAAUGAUGAUGGAGUGCAGUGGCACAACUAUGUGUUAUGUGGUAUAAAAGGUGUUGUAGAAUCAUUAAACGAGCAAACACUUCAAGGCAUUAAUUUAGCUGUAGCUGGAAAUGUAUUACCGAACUCUGGUCUAUCAAGUUCUAGUGCAUUAGUGUGCGCUGCAGCGCUUGCCACAGCUCAUGCUCAUAAGAAAACUUUUUCCAAACAAGAAUUAUCCUCCCUCUGUGCUCAGAGUGAGAGGUAUAUUGGAACUGAAGGAGGGGGAAUGGAUCAAGCAAUUGCAUUCCUUGCCAACAAAGGUUGUGCGAAGCAUAUUUCAUUUAAGCCUCUUAGAGCAGAAGACGUGGAAAUUCCUUCUGGAUUAGCAAUACUUGUUGCCCAUUCAUUUGCAGAAUUAAACAAAGCUGCUAGCGAUCAGUUUAAUCAACGAGUGGCAGAAUGCCGUCUGGCCUCUGUUAUUCUUGCCAAAAAGACUGGUCUUCAGAAUUGGAAAGAUUUAACUGUGCUAGCUGAUGUCCAGAGAGAGUUGAAAGUUAGUCUUCCUGAUGCAAUUCUGAAAACUGCUGAAAUUUUGUCAAAGGAUGUAUUUACAAAAGAAGAGAUAUGUGAAAUCUUAGGAGUUGACACCAAUGACUUAGAUAGUUCUUACCUUCCUGUAAACACUCGUUCUAGAAAAUCUUUUAAACUUUGUCAGCGUGCGACACAUGUAUUUGAAGAGGCCUUAAGAGUUUCUCAAUUCAAGGAUAUUUGUAAAAAUGGGGGAAGCUCAAAAGAACUAGGUCAUUUGAUGAACCUCAGUCAUGAUUCACUGCGUGAUCUUUAUGAAUGCAGUCACCCUCAACUUGAUGAGUUAGUUUCUGCAGCUCGGAAAAGUGGGGCACUUGGAGCCAGACUUACAGGUGCUGGAUGGGGUGGAUGUAUGGUUGCUUUGACAACAGAGGAGCAUGCUGAGACAUUAAUCUCAUCUUUGAAGGAAAAAUUUUACUCUACUCUGAUUACAGAGGAUAAGAGAGAUGAACCAUUUAUCUUCCAAACCCUUCCAGGUAAUGGUGCUGUUAUAAUUCAAUGAUCUGAAUUCUGUGUAUUAGGGGCAAAGAUAAUUCUAUUUUUUUCUACAUAAAAAGAUUUUACUGGUA
Frankliniella occidentalis (western flower thrips) is the source of this 1809-nucleotide messenger RNA. It is a transcript of the gene Galk, whose product is annotated as N-acetylgalactosamine kinase. Gene Ontology annotation, cellular component: cytoplasm; cytosol. Gene Ontology annotation, molecular function: ATP binding; galactokinase activity. The transcript is spliced from 10 exons. Bases 363 to 1742 code for a protein of 459 amino acids. Gene Ontology annotation, biological process: galactose metabolic process; carbohydrate phosphorylation. The record is from RefSeq and is a predicted model, not a curated record. Lineage: Eukaryota; Metazoa; Arthropoda; Insecta; Thysanoptera; Thripidae.